Molecule: messenger RNA, 4423 nt
Organism: Podarcis raffonei (Aeolian wall lizard)
Lineage: Eukaryota; Metazoa; Chordata; Lepidosauria; Squamata; Lacertidae
Product: zinc finger protein 665-like
Exons: 3
Coding region: 152-1855 (567 amino acids)
Biological process (GO): regulation of transcription by RNA polymerase II
Molecular function (GO): DNA-binding transcription factor activity; RNA polymerase II cis-regulatory region sequence-specific DNA binding
Source: RefSeq, a predicted model, not a curated record
CCUCGCCAUUCCCGCCUGCAAGCGGAGGGGCUGCUUCCGUCUCCCUCUCUCUCUUGCAAGAGCUGCCUGGGGGGCCUCUGAGGCUCCAUUUGCUUCUUCCUCUCUCCCAGGACCCUGCAGCUUGUUUUGGCUCCUUGACUCUUCAGGAAGGAUGAAAGAGAUGGAUCCUGCAAAGCUAGUGAGGAUGGAAGGGGGAAGAUGGACAGUUGACCUGGUCAGGCUGUCUCCUACAUCCCUCCUCACAGCCUCUGAGCGUUCCUCUCUAGGGCUCUCAGAGAGAUCUGGUGUUGAUGAAUUGGAAAAGAAGAAUGGGGGAGACCAUGACAAAAUCCACACAGUGGAGAAGCCAUAUCAAAAUUGGGAGUAUGGAGAGAGCUCCAGUCAGAGUUCCUGUUCCCAUCAAAGAACUCACAGUGGGAAGAAAGGCUAUCAGUGCUCAGAAUGUGGGAAGAGCUUCAGUCGGAAGGACAGUCUCACUUCCCACAAAAGAAUUCAUACUGGAGAGAAACCCUAUCAGUGCUUGGAAUGUGGAAAGAGCUUCAGUCACAGCACCUCUCUCACUUCCCAUCAAAGAAUUCAUACAGGGGAGAAACCCUAUCAGUGCGUGGAAUGUGGGAAGAGCUUCAGUCGGAAGGACAGUCUUGCUUCCCAUCAAAUAAUUCAUACAGGGGAGAAACCCUAUCAGUGCUUGGACUGUGGAAAGCACUUCAGUCACAGGCAGAGUCUCGCUUCCCAUCAAAGAAUUCAUACAGGGGUGAAACCCCAUCAGUGCUUAGAAUGUGGAAAGAACUUCAGUCACAGCAGCAAUCUCGCUUCCCAUCAAAGAAUCCAUACAGGGGAGAAACCCUAUCAAUGCUUGGAAUGUGGAAAGAGCUUCCGUUGCAGCGAUAGUCUCACUUCCCAUCAAAGAAUUCAUACAGGGGAGAAACCCUAUCAGUGCUUGGAAUGUGGGAAGAGCUUCAGUCAGAAGAGCAGUCUCGCUUCCCAUCAAAGAAUUCAUACAGGGGUGAAACCCUAUCACUGCUUGGAAUGUGGAAAGCACUUCAGUCAGAGAACCCAUCUCGCUUCCCAUCAAAGAAUUCAUACAGGGGUGAAACCCUACCAGUGCUUGGAAUGUGGAAAGAGCUUCAGUCACAGGCAGAGUCUCACUUCCCAUCAAAUAAUUCAUACAGGGGUGAAAUCCCAUCAGUGCUUAGAAUGUGGAAAGAACUUCAGUCACAGCCACAAUCUCGCUUCCCAUCAAAGAAUUCAUACAGGGGUGAAACCCUAUCACUGCUUGGAAUGUGGAAAGCACUUCAGUCAGAGGAGCAGUCUCGCUUCCCAUCAAAGAAUUCAUACAGGGGUGAAACCCUAUCACUGCUUGGAAUGUGGAAAGCACUUCAGUCAGAGCAGCAGUCUCGCUUCCCAUCAAAGAAUUCAUACAGGGGUGAAACCCUAUCAGUGCUUGGAAUGUGGGAAGAGCUUCAGUCAGAGGACCCAUCUCAUGUCCCAUCAAAGAAUUCAUACAGGGGAGAAACCAUAUCAGUGCUUGGAAUGUGGAAAGAACUUCAGUCAGAGCAGCAGUCUCGCUUCCCAUCAAAUAAUUCAUACAGGGGUGAAACCCCAUCAGUGCUUAGAAUGUGGAAAGAACUUCAGUCACAGCCACAAUCUCGCUUCCCAUCAAAGGAUCCAUACAGGGGAGAAACCCUAUCAAUGCUUGGAAUGUGGAAAGAGUUUUCGUCUGAGUGUGGAUCUCACUUCCCAUCAAAGAAUUCAUACAGGGGAGAAACCCUAUCAGUGCUUGGAAUGUGGAAAGAGCUUCAGUUGGAAGGACAGUCUCAACCGCCAUCAAAGAACUCAUACAGUGGUACCUUAGGUUAAGAACUUAAUUAGUUCUGGAGGUUGAUUCUUAACCUGAAACUUUUUUUCUUUCAAAAAUGUUAUUAGUUUUUACAAUAUCAACGACAAACAAAAACAUAAAACACACAAAACAUAACAAGCAUAAAUCAUAACCUUAUUGAAAAUAACAGUUAUUUACUUUGUAAAACGACUUCCUCGUUUCCCCUUAGUUGAAUUUCAUUGCAUAUCCUUAUAACAGUUUUCCAAAUCCUAAUUUUAAUACCCUUUAAAUUAAACAUUAACAUCUUUAAAUCUUCUCCUUCUUGUAUUAAACAUAUUAUUUUAUCAGUUAACAUAAAUACAAUCCUAAGCCCAUUAAGUAUCUGGACGCUAUUUCCAGUUAUUUUAGCUUAACAAAUUUAGCUAAAUAAUCAUUAAAUUUCUUCCAUUCUUUGUGGUGUUCCUCCUCCUUCUGGUCGCGGAUGGCUAGCUCCAUAAAAUCCAUCAUCUUCAUCUGCCAUUCUUCUACUCUUGGUAAUUCUUGAGUUUUCCACUUUUUAGCUAACAAAAUACAAGCUGCAGUUGUGGCAUACAAAAAUAGAUUAACAUCUUUCUUGGUCAAUUCCAACCUGAAACUCUUCUUAACCUGAAGCACCACUUUAGCUAAUGGGGCCUCCCGCUGCUGCCACGCUGCUCCCUCGCAAUUUCUGUUCUCAACCUGAAGCAAAGUUCUUAACCCGAGGUACUAUUUCUGGGUUAGCGGAGUCUGUAACCUGAAGCGUCUGUAACCUGAGGUACCACUGUAUAGGGCAUGAAGCGUAAUAGAAAUGUGGAAACAGCUUCUCUUCCAAGAGGAGUCUAGCUUCCCAUGAAGAAAUUCAUGUGAUUGAGCAGGUGGUUGCUGAAGAACUUCAGGCAUGCCUGGAGGAUGGGGACCAUUUGGAUCCCUUCCAAUCGGGAAUCAGGCCUCAUAUUGGGACUGAAACUGCCUUGGUUGUGCUGGUCGAUGAUCUCCGGCACGCUAGGGACAAUGGUGAAAGCUGUUUCCUGGUUCUGCUGGAGCUCUCAGUGGCCUUUGACACCAUCGACCACGACAUCCUUCUGGACCGUCAAGAGGAGCUGGGAGCUGAGGGUUAUACAGUGGAUCCACUCCUUCCUCCUGGGCCGUGUUCAGAAAGCGGUGGUGGGGGAUCAGUGUUCAGACCCCUGGGCUCUCACUUGUGGGGUGCCUCAGGGUUCCAUCCUCUCCCUCAUGCUUUUUAACAUCUACAUGAAGCUCCUGGGAGAGAUCAUCAGAGGGUUUGGGCUGGGUGUUCAUCAGUAUGCGGAUGAUACCCUGCUCUAACUCUCUUUUAAAUCGGAACCAGUGAAAGCGGUGAAGGUCCUGUGUGAGUGUCUGGAGGCAUUUGGAGGAUAGAUGGCAGGUAAUUGAUUGUGGUUGAAUCCUGACAAGACAGAAGUGCUGUUCUUGGGUGACAGGGGGCGGGCUGGUAUUGAGGACUCGCUUGGGCUACUGCAACACAUUCUAUGUGGGGCUACCUUUGACGGUGACCUGGAAACUACAACUAAUCCAGAAUGCGGCAGCUAGACUGGUGACUGGGAGUAGCUGCCGAGACCACAUAACACCGGUCCUGAAAGACCUACAUUGGCUCCCAGUACAUUUCUGGACACAAUUCAAAGUGUUGGUGCUCAUCUUUAAAGCCCUUAACCGCUUUGGCCCAGUAUACCUGAAGGAGUGUCUCCACCCCCAUCCCUAUGUCUGUACACUGAGGUCCAACACCAAGGGUCUUCUGCUGGCUCCCUCACUGCGAGAAGUGAAAUUACAGGGCCUUCUCGGUAGUGGCACCCGCCCUGUGGAAUGCCCUCCUACCAGAUGUCAAAGAAAUAAACAACUGUCUGACUUUGAGAAGACAUCUCAAGGGAGCCCUGUUUAGGGAAGCUUUUAAUAUGUGAUGAAUUACUGUAUUUUAAUAUUUUGCUGGAAACUACCCAGAGUGGUUGGAGAAACCCAGCCAGACGGACGGGGUAUAAAUCAAUUAUUGCUAUUGUUUUAAGGACUUUCCCAUGCAAUAUGGGAAUCCACAUCCAUCUGAAGUUCAGGAGCAGUUGGACAAUCCCCAGAUUCUGGGGAUCUACUUUUGUGGUCAUCUGGUAGAAAAAGGGGAACUGGGUAUUAUCAUGAAUAGUAGGAACAGUGUAUCCAUAAAUUGCCCAAGAAGCCAAGAAGGAAAGGAAAAGGUGAGUGCUUUGCUGUGGUUCCAGGACAAAUAUCAGACAGUUGACCAACUACAGUCCCACACACAAAGAACACAAAGAACAAGACAAAAUGCUGACCGUGGAGAACGGGAGGAGGUCUUCCAGGAAUGCCUGCAGACUCUCAAUAUUUUGUGGGACUGAAUCACAUCCCAGAAUAUUAGACUAGGGACUCAGCUACAUUACUCAAAAGACUGUGUUUUGAAUGCAUUGUAAACAAGCAACAUGGUUUUUAAAAGCAGUGGUGGGGUGGCAUAGGGCAUCUGACGCCAGUGUUGAGUGCACCUGCUUCCAGGUUCCAUCCCACCCUCACCUUUGGGAGAGUCCAAAAAGGAAAGAAUGAAAAGCCCAU